This is a messenger RNA of Gastrolobium bilobum, 1029 nucleotides long. Its product is annotated as hyoscyamine 6-dioxygenase-like. The transcript is spliced from 4 exons. The record is from RefSeq and is a predicted model, not a curated record. The coding region runs from base 4 to 1029 and encodes 341 amino acids. Lineage: Eukaryota; Viridiplantae; Streptophyta; Magnoliopsida; Fabales; Fabaceae.
AACAUGGAUCGCAAGCUUGUGUCUAGCUGGUACAAUCUUCAUUCAUCGGUGCCACCAUCUUAUGUGCAACCACCAGAAAGAAGACCUGGUAAUGCUGUAAUUGCCACCGGCAUAAAUAUUCCAGUGAUAGACAUUGGAGGACAUGAUCGAGAUGAUAUCAUAAGGGACGUUAUGAAGGCCUCCGAGGAGUUUGGAUUUUUCCAGGUUAUCAACCAUGGAGUUUCUAAGGAGUUAGUGGAAGAUACACUGGGGAUUUUCAAAGGAUUUCAUGCCAUGCCUGUGAAUGAGAAGAUAAGUGAAAGCUCUAAGGACCCAAAUGGAAGCUGCAAGCUCUAUACAAGUAGUGGGAGGAAUAAUCAAGAUGUGGCUCUGUAUUGGAAGGACUCUUUACAACACCCUUGUCCACCUUCCGGAGAUUUCAUGGAGUAUUGGCCUGAGAAACCUGCGGGAUACCGGGAAAUUGUUGGGAAAUAUACACAAGAAUUAAGAAAACUGGGGCUCAAAAUUUUGGAUCUGCUGGCUGAAGGGUUGGGACUGGACCCAAAAUAUUUCUAUGGAGAACUUAGUGAAAAUGCAGUAGUGAUAUCUCAUCUUUACCCUCCAUGCCCUGAACCAAGUUUAACCUUGGGAGCAUCCAAGCACAAAGAUCCUAACAUUCUUACCAUUCUGCUUCAACAAGCAGAUAUCACUGCACUUCAAGUCUUCAAAGAUGGGGCAUGGAUUCCUGUUGAGCCAAUUCCCAAUGCCUUUGUAGUUAACAUGGGGUUUAUGCUACAGAUAAUUAGCAAUGGAAGGCUCAUUGGUGCUGAACACAGAGUUAUCACAAAUUCAAGCACUGCGAGGCACACUAUCGCUUAUUUCAUCAACCCAACAAAAGAAGCCUUUAUAGAACCUGCGAAGCCUCUGCUAAGUUCAACUUCUCCACCCAUAUACCGAUCCAUGACAUUUGGAGAACUGCUAGGAAAUUUUUUGAACAAGGGUCCUUACUUUGAACCAGAAUUGCUCCUAGAACCUUCCAAAAAAAUAUAA